AUGAAGACUGAGCACGAUGAAAUCGCCCCCGAGCCGUCAAUGCUCGGGGAAAUCCAGAGCCACCCUGGCACGGCGCACGACGAUGUCUUUGGUGAGAUGUCGGAGGGCGGUCCCAACUACCGUGAUGUCGGAUGGAUCGGAACUGUCGCUCUCAUGAUGAAGACCCAGAUCGGCCUGGGUGUCCUCUCGAUCCCCUCUGCCUACGACACUCUAGGGCUCAUCCCCGGGUUGAUCUGUAUGUUGGCUAUCGCCGUCAUCACGACCUGGUCCGACUACAUGAUCGGUGUCUUCAAGCUCAACCAUCGCGAGGUCUACUCGAUCGCUGACGCUGGAGGGCUCAUGUUUGGCCGUGCUGGCCGUGCCUUUUUAGGCUCUACCUUCGUUCUCUACUGGAUCUUCGUUGCCGGCUCAGGAAUGCUGAGUCUGUCCAUCGGACUCAACGCUGUGUCAACCCACGGAGCCUGCACCGCGGUCUUCGUCGCUGUCGCCGCCAUCAUCGGCCUCGCCUUUGGCAGCAUCCGCACCCUCGGCAGACUGAGCUUCCUCGCCUGGAUUGGACUGAUCUGUAUCCUGAUAGCCGUCUUCACCGUGACAAUCGCCAGCGACGGCCCCUGGAAAUUAGACUACAAGCUCUUCGGCAACCCGUCGUUCACGGAGGCCAUCACGGCCGUGUCGUCCCUGAUCUUCGCCUACUGCGGCACCCCGGCCUUCUUCGCGAUCGUGUCCGAAAUGCGGGACCCGGCAUACUAUACUCGCUCUCUGCUCUUCUGCCAGGGCAGCGUUACCGGUAUCUACAUCGUGAUCGGGACGGUAAUCUACUACUACUGUGGAUCUUAUGUUGCGUCGCCGGCGUUAGGGUCUGCGGGUGUGUUGGUCAAGAAGGUUGCUUAUGGCUUUUCGCUGCCUGGGUUGAUGGUCACGACUAUGCUUGUUAUCCAUCUCCCCGCAAAAAUCAUCUUCAUCCGCAUCCUCCGCGGGUCCAAACACCUCUCCUCAAACUCCCCAACCCACUGGCUGACCUGGCUCGGGUGUACAUCCAUCAUAACGCUAAUCGCAUACAUAAUCGCCAGCGCAAUCCCCGUGUUCGACAGCCUGGUCUCCCUGAUCGGCGCGCUGCUGGGCACGCUCAUGUCCUUCCAGCCGAUGGGGUGCAUGUGGCUGUACGAUAACUGGACGCAGGGAAAGACUACGAAGAGGACGCGGUGGGUGGCGAUGGUGUGCUGGAGUGUCUUUGUCAUUGUCAUUGGGACGUUCUGUAUGGUGGCUGGGACUUAUGGGAGUGUGGUUGGGGUGGUGGAGAGUUAUAGGGCGAGUGGAGGGAGUUCGGCGUGGUCGUGUGCGGAUAAUUCGAAUUCUGUUUAG
Messenger RNA from Aspergillus puulaauensis, 1362 nucleotides. RefSeq lists its product as uncharacterized. The transcript has 6 exons. Gene Ontology annotation, cellular component: vacuolar membrane. The record is from RefSeq and is a predicted model, not a curated record. Gene Ontology annotation, biological process: amino acid transmembrane transport. Gene Ontology annotation, molecular function: amino acid transmembrane transporter activity. NCBI's taxonomy places the organism in Eukaryota, Fungi, Ascomycota, Eurotiomycetes, Eurotiales, Aspergillaceae. The coding region runs from base 1 to 1362 and encodes 453 amino acids.